CUCCUUGUUAUAAACAGGAAAGCACAGAGUAGGGAGCUGAAGACCCACAUUCACGAACACCCGCUCCCCGCCAGCUGCCACCCCCCCCCCCAUGGUGUGCCCUGCUAGCAACCUUGGCCAGACCAGAAAGGCCUUCCCCCCACUUUCCAGGGAGAGUUGCUUUGCAAUCUUCAGGGCCGCUAGGGGCCAGGUGCAUUGUCCAUUUACAGUUGCUCCGAGUUGUCUGCUCUCCCCCUCCAGAAAGGCUGGCUCCUGGGGUCCAUCCCUUUUCUCAGUCUCCUCAGCCCUGUUAGGUGGGCCACCUGGCAGUCCCUUAGCAAGCGCUCGUCUCCGUGGGGGGUGUCUAGUGUCUUCCCAGCUCCCCCAAAGGCAGAGAAGGGUGCUAUCUCCACACUGCCUGCUAAGCUGGGGGAGAAAAAAGAUCUGUAAUGGAAGGGCUCCCCGAGACCAGCAUAAAACGUACCCGCUGGCUUCCCCACCCCCACCCCCAGCCCUCCUUCCUGGCCUAGCAGACCCAGCUUGGGGAGAGCCACCCGUCCGUCCCUCCACAUCCUGCCUUGCUGACUGUGCUUACAGCGUCAAGGGGUGGACGUGGUAUUUCAAACAUCAGAUCAGUGCGUUUAUAUAUUGGGUGCCCGGAAAUUUUUCCAAAUAAACACAGCUUGAUUCAACUUGGGUGGGCGGACUUAUCAACAGACUAAUUCUAUAAACAAAUGAGGAAUAGCCCCGAAACCGAUUGGCUGGUAUCAAAAAGACACGUGGAGGGAAGAGCUGGGAGAUUUUCAGCAAUGAAAUUUUAAUUAAUGUGGGUGGGCUGAGAACACAAGGACUGUUUAUCAUAGACAAUUUAUUUUCCAGCGCUAAGUCAACACAUAAUAGCAAACUUACAACAAUUAUUUAACAUUUUUAAAGCCAUGAAGAAGGGACAGAGAGCGCAGCGGCUGGGGAGAGCGGCAGAUCGCGAGGCAGCCGCGCCGAGGGCUCCCCAGGAGGGCCGCGGCGCCCGGAGAAGUCCCUAGGCCUCCCCCAGCGGAGCGCGGAGGCUGCCGUCGCCAUGAGCCACCUCUUCGGUCCCCCGCUGGCCGCCCUGGCGGCCUCGCCGCUGCUCUACGUGUACAGCCCCGAGAGGCCCGGGCUGCCCCUGGCCUUCGCCCCCACCGCCGCGCUGGCCGGCCCGGGGCGCGCGGAGCCCCCGCAGAAGCCUCCCUACAGCUACAUCGCGCUCAUCGCCAUGGCCAUCCAGGACGCUCCCGAGCAGAGGGUCACCCUGAACGGCAUCUACCAGUUCAUCAUGGACCGCUUCCCCUUCUACCACGACAACCGCCAGGGCUGGCAGAACAGCAUCCGCCACAACCUGUCGCUCAACGAGUGCUUCGUCAAGGUGCCGCGCGAGAAGGGGCGGCCGGGCAAGGGCAGCUACUGGACGCUGGAUCCUCGCUGCUUGGACAUGUUCGAGAACGGCAAUUAUCGGCGUCGGAAGAGGAAGCCCAAGGCCGCCGCGGGAUCCCCGGAGGCCAAGCGCACCCAGGUCGAGCCGCCGGAGUCAGUGAUGGGCUGCGACACAGCGUGCCCCGGCCUGGCCACUGCCCGCCCUCCGCGCGCUCCGGAUCGCGCUCAGUCCCCGGCGGGAGGCACCGUGCGGCCCGCGCUCCCUCCCCGGUCCGGCCCAGAGCCCCGGGACCCCGACUCGGACCACACAGUCCAGGGCGCAGGGGCAGUGGCCAGCGGUCAGCGCGAGCGCGCGGUACCCCGCCCGGGCUCCCCUCUGCGCCCCGCCCCCAGCGGCUCCCCCAAGGGGGCCAAGACCAAGAGCUUCAGCAUCGAGAGCAUCUUGGCUGGGAGGCCAAAGCCGGUCUCAGAGGCGGAGGCCCCGGGGCGCCCCAAGCCCGUGCCCGGGGCGCUGGCCGCCUCGCUGCUGGCCUCCUCCUCCGGCCUGCCGCCUCCCUUCAACGCUUCGCUGGUGUUCGACCCUCACGUCCAGGGCGGCUUUUCCCAGCUGGGAAUCCCCUUCCUUUCCUAUUUCCCUCUGCAGGUCCCGGAGGCCGCGGUGCUCCGCUUCCAGUAAGGCGGAUCAGCCGCCUCUAAGCCCCGCGCGGUAACCCCACCUCCAGCGAGCCAAGGCCGCUAGCCCGUGGGCGAAGGAGUCUCCUCGCGGCUCUGCCCCGGCGGCUGUGGGUUUGGAGCAGCGUGCCCACGCCUGCGAAACUCUGGGCACUGGGGGCUUUCUCUGAGGACGACGUAACUGGCCACUGGGACCUUUGCAGAUUUAGGAGAGCGGUCGGGGGAGGACGCGGUCACUGCACACUCAGCGCUCACAAUUCAUUCCCCGAAGGCCCUCCCCCGUUGGCCUUGGCUUUGUACUGUGGCCCACCACAGGUCUUCCCUGGAACCCGAGUCUCCUGCUGACCCGGAGGGCAGGACUUCCAGACUUAGCGAACUAAGUGGAGGUUCAGCUGCACCAUGGAAGGCUCAGCUUAUGGCCCAGGCCUUGGCUUCAGGACGCCGGGGGUGACCUGUGGCUCCCGGGGUCUGGGGGAGAUGUAGGCCUGGUUAACGUUUACAACGAACGUUGAGAGGAAGCAGGCAGAGCGGCAGCGUUCCCCGUGAACAGAUAAACUUUCUUCUAGACAGCAAAGGGCUCAUUUAUUCUUGGCUUAUAAACCAGGCUCCUCUCACUAUGGCUAACAGCUCCUUUCAAGGCACCCCGUGUGGGCCAUGCACCCGGCCUAACGGUGGCACAUCAAUGCAUUACCCAGCUUCCGCUUUUCUUUUUAUUGGACCAAAAGAGUUCAGGGGACAAAGGAGGGGGUGUGUGUGUAAAGAAAAUGAAUACUCCCAAGGUCAGAAAUUUUCUUUCUGUAGCUUUUCAAGAUCUAAGGUUUUGGGUUUUUUUCCCCCUCACGUUUUCCAGAUUCACAUGGUAAAGGACUCCAUGUAACCAGAAGGGCUGGGGGAGUGCGGACGGAAGUGCCUCUGCGGAUGGCACAGUCCCCAGGCUUGGUAGGGGCGCUCUCCACACACAGCCGGAGGUACCCCAAGUCAGUACUCCCUCCCUUCCCCUCCAGGGAGCUCUGGAUCACCAGAGGGGGGGGCGGGGCACCAACAAAAAUCUGAUUAAGUUGGUCACAGUUCAGCCCAGCUUCCAACUUAGGGAGAAACAGUGUGCCAGUGUUUAGAAAGGAAGGGGAGUAAGAAAAGUGCAAAAUGAAGAAUUCUUGGGUGUAGGCCCAGAGUGAAGUCUCACAACAGCUGAGGCGUGCACAUCUGUAAUUUCAGUACUUAAGAGGCAGAGGCAGGAGGAUUGCUGUGAGUUUAAGGCCAGCCUGUGCUAGAGCUGUCUCAAACCAAGGAACAAAACAACCAAACAAGCGCUUCCCAGGAUUUGUGCAAAGAAUGCUUAAGAACUGUCAAGUCCCCUGCUGGUCGAUGCCGGGAAAGCUGGGCGGAUGUGAUACUAUUCUGUUUUACAGCCCAAUCCAGGUCCCUCCCGCAGGGUCUGUGGGGAGGUGGGGGAGAAUGCACAGUGGCCUUAGACUUCAUGAGGACCCAGAUGGCUGUGACCGGGAGUAGGGCAGCAGGCGGGCUGCCAUUGGAUGUUUCCCAUGUGCUCGUCUCUGAAUAAAGGUUGUUUUUUCAUUAACCUC
Messenger RNA from Meriones unguiculatus (Mongolian gerbil), 3644 nucleotides. It is a transcript of the gene Foxl1, whose product is annotated as forkhead box L1. The record is from RefSeq and is a predicted model, not a curated record. Gene Ontology annotation, biological process: cell differentiation; anatomical structure morphogenesis; regulation of transcription by RNA polymerase II. The coding region runs from base 1055 to 2065 and encodes 336 amino acids. The transcript has a single exon. Lineage: Eukaryota; Metazoa; Chordata; Mammalia; Rodentia; Muridae. Gene Ontology annotation, molecular function: RNA polymerase II cis-regulatory region sequence-specific DNA binding; DNA-binding transcription factor activity, RNA polymerase II-specific.